Messenger RNA from Gavia stellata (red-throated loon), 2442 nucleotides. It is a transcript of the gene RAB35, whose product is annotated as RAB35, member RAS oncogene family. Gene Ontology annotation, biological process: Rab protein signal transduction; endocytic recycling. The record is from RefSeq and is a predicted model, not a curated record. NCBI's taxonomy places the organism in Eukaryota, Metazoa, Chordata, Aves, Gaviiformes, Gaviidae. Gene Ontology annotation, cellular component: plasma membrane; endosome membrane. Gene Ontology annotation, molecular function: GTP binding; GTPase activity. The transcript has 6 exons. The coding region runs from base 35 to 640 and encodes 201 amino acids.
UCCGCCGCCCGCGGCCGUUCCCGCCGCCCCGGUCAUGGCCAGGGACUACGAUCACCUCUUCAAGCUGCUCAUCAUCGGCGACAGCGGUGUGGGCAAGAGCAGUUUGCUGUUGCGUUUUGCAGAUAAUACGUUCUCAGGCAGCUACAUUACCACAAUUGGAGUGGAUUUUAAAAUCCGGACAGUUGAGAUCAAUGGAGAGAAGGUGAAGCUACAGAUCUGGGACACAGCUGGACAAGAGCGCUUCCGGACUAUCACAUCAACGUAUUACAGAGGAACACAUGGGGUCAUUGUUGUCUAUGAUGUAACCAGUGCAGAAUCUUUUGUGAAUGUAAAACGGUGGUUGCAUGAAAUCAAUCAAAAUUGUGAUGAUGUCUGCCGGAUACUAGUGGGGAAUAAGAAUGAUGACCCAGAGCGAAAAGUUGUAGAAACAGAAGAUGCCUAUAAAUUUGCUGGGCAGAUGGAGAUCCAAUUGUUUGAGACCAGCGCCAAAGAAAAUAUUAAUGUGGAAGAGAUGUUUAAUUGCAUUACAGAGCUAGUCCUGCGAGCAAAGAAAGAAAACUUAGCAAAGCAGCAACAGCAGCAACAGAAUGAUGUGGUGAAGCUAACGAAGAACAGUAAAAGGAAGAAGCGGUGCUGCUAAUGCCCUUUCCCUGCUGCAGAGACUCUGCUCUCAGACAGAUCAGCCCCUCCAGCUAGACUCGGGCAAUUCCACUGGGGCAGGCUUUGGGAGGACUUUCUCAGUUUUGUGCCGUUAUUUAAAGAUUAUUUUUUCUCCAUGUUUUCUAUCAAGAGGCGCUGGCACCUUACCACUUCAGUGCCAAGAAGGUAUCGGAUGGAAUAUUGCCCCCCUCUCCUCCCCUGCUCAUUCCAGUGCGCCUUGUAGACAAGAAAGGACGUUGCCUACCAAGUGGACUAAUUAACCCAAGAGUUUGUAUAUAAUGUAUAUUGCUUUAACCAGCCUCGCCUCCCUGUUGUCGCUUCGGCUUAUGCCUUCUAAAUGUCAACCAAUCAUGGACUGCAGAGUUCAUCUUUUUAAAGAAAUAGUACAAAGUUCUUAAUUAGAGUUGGCGUCAGGCUGGCAGCAACUGCUUCCUGGGGCCUCCGGCUUCAUUUCUGUUGGGCUCCAGGCUGGCAACUGGUGCCCCUGGGGCCUAUGGCUUCACCUGGAGUUCCAGGCUUUUGCUGGGGCUCAGGCUUUGUUUUUCUAGGUACCAGGAUUGCAGGUGUUGCUGCUGGAGCCUGGGGUUUCACUUCACCAGCCCCUGGGCUGGCAGCUGGUGCUGCUGCUGGGGCCUUGAAUUUCAGUUUGCCGUGAUCCAGGUUUGUGGCUGGGUCCUUGGGUUUCACCUUCUUGCACUGCAGCCCAGCUGUACCUGUGCUGUCCUUUAGUUUGUAUCAAGAUACUGAAAAACAAACUGACCUGCAGAAGUGGGAUUUAUUUGGAUAAAACUUUUUUUUUUUUAAAAAAAAGCAAAGUUUAACUCCUCUGACUUCUGCUUCUGGUUCUGCCAGGGUCCUAAGUGAGGGUCCAUUUCUUCUGGGAACAACAAAACCCAUGUGAUUCUGCCAAAAAACCCCAAACUUCUCCUCGUUGCCCUGUCCACAAAUAGGUGAUCUGAACUUGAAUGUGAAUUUUGGGCGCAAAGCUUUUGUUUUUGAGAGAGAGAAAAGGCAUGAAAAUAAACCCAGGUGUUCUGGAUUGAUGUCUGAACAUGAAAGCUGCUGCAGGAUCAUUCCCAGGAGUCUUCUAUUAGAAAGGAGGACUGCUGUUUAAUGUAAAGAAAUGGAAAGCUUGCUUGCUUGGGUUAUGUGGUGGUGGAGGAUCACCCUUGGAAACAAACUGGUCUCACUAUGCUCAGCAACAUUUUCCUGGCCCUUGUUGGCCUUUCUGGGAAAACAAGGGCUCAGUUCAUCAGCCUGAAUAGAUGUAGUUAAAGGUGGAGAGUGUGUGUGCGUGUAACUAAAAUAUCAAAUGUCUGGGCUGAAAGUACAUGCUCAGCACCUGAAUAAUUGCUGAAAUAAUAAUAAAAGAUUUUUUCCUUAAAAUGACUAAAGGGCAUGGAGGGACUUCCUUUAAGACCUUGAAGGUGGACGUACUCAGUUUGUCAGUAAGUGGCCCUGUGGAGUUGCUGGCCUUAGUUUGGUAGGAUAUGAUUCACCAGUGUCCACGAGCUUUGAAACAGCCCACUUCUCUCCCUUCCUCCCCCUCCCCAGGAGAGGCUAAAUUUUAGUCACUUAUUUUGCCUGCAUUUUUUUAGAUUUUAUGGGUUGUGGUAAGACCCCUAAUCAUACAAUCACAUCACAAUCAAUCACUUUAAAGACUUUUUUAAAAAUGCAAACAAUGAAUGUGUAACACAUUUUUUUUUAAUCAGUUCAGGUGCUGGGAGUAUGUAUCCAGCUGCCUUCACCCGUCUCUUUUCUUCACAUAUCUUUCAUUGGUAA